Archocentrus centrarchus (flier cichlid) is the source of this 1291-nucleotide messenger RNA. Its product is annotated as sorting nexin-7-like. Gene Ontology annotation, biological process: endocytic recycling; reticulophagy; autophagy of mitochondrion. The coding region runs from base 65 to 1291 and encodes 408 amino acids. The transcript is spliced from 8 exons. NCBI's taxonomy places the organism in Eukaryota, Metazoa, Chordata, Actinopteri, Cichliformes, Cichlidae. Gene Ontology annotation, molecular function: phosphatidylinositol binding. The record is from RefSeq and is a predicted model, not a curated record. Gene Ontology annotation, cellular component: early endosome; phagophore assembly site.
CCUCGGAGUGUCCGCGCUGCUCGGAAGUUGAGCUGGAAGUUGAGCUCAGGUGUGUCUCGGUGCGAUGAGUGGACUCACAGUUCCUGCCGACUUCUCAGGACACAUGCUGGACCUGGACGAGGACGAAGACCUGGAGGUUUUCAGCAAGAAUACCUCCCUGGCAGAUGGAAGCCCCAUGCCCAACUCUCCCAGUUCCCUGGUCAACCAGUACAGACUGGAGGACGAUGACGAGGGGCAAAAGGAUGCCAACACUAAAGACAUCUUCAUCACCGUCGACAACCCGGAGAGCCAAGUGACCGCAAUCGAGACUUUCAUCAUGUACAGAGUCGUGACCAGGACCACGCGGAGUGAGUUUGACUCCAGUGAGUAUGAAGUACGCCGACGCUACCAGGACUUCCUGUGGCUACGAAGCAGGCUGGAAGACAACCACCCAACACUUAUCGUCCACCCUCUCCCGGAGAAGUUUGUUAUGAAAGGCAUGGUGGAGCGCUUCAACGAGGACUUCAUCGAGACGAGGAGGAAAGCCCUGCACCGCUUUCUCAACAAGAUCUCUGAGCACCCCAUCCUGUCCUACAGCCAGCACUUCAAAGUCUUCCUUACUGCACAGGAUCUGGCAUCUCACAAGAAACAGGGACCGGGCUUCCUGAGCAGGAUGGGAGAGACGGUGAGAGCGGUGGCCAACUCGGUACGAGGCCUGAGGAGCCGGCCAGAGGAGUUCGCUGUGAUGCAGGAGUACGUGGAGGACUUCAGUAACAAGAUGUGCUCCAUGGACAAAGUCACCCAGAGGAUCGUCAAGGAGCAGAGAGAGUACCUGGAGGAGCUGAAGCAGUACAGCCCCACCUACGCUCAGUGGGCGGAUUUAGAGGAGGAGCUUGCAGACCCGUUGAAGGGCGUGGUCAGCUGUGUGGUGCAGUGCAGUAAGGAAUCAGAAGAGCAGAUCCACCAUCUGUCUGAGGUCCUGGUCCCUGCCCUGCACGAGUAUGUCCUCUGUGCUGAGACGCUGAAGGCUGUGAUGAGACGGAGAGACAACAUCCAGGCUGAGUUUGAAGCCAAGAACGAGGCUCUGCUGUCCAGAAAAGUCGACCAGGAAGCGCUUCAAGAGGAGGUGGAUGGCCUGGCAGAUCGGAUGGAGCAGGCCAACAACACCUUGAAGGGAGACUGGUCCCGCUGGCAGCACAGCAUGAGAACUGACCUCAGAUCUGUCUUUAUUUCCACCGCAGAGAAGAAUGUGGAGUACUACGAGAAGGUGAGACAGAGAGAGAUCAGUGCUUCAGACAAUCAGUGUGAUUAG